This is a messenger RNA of Schizophyllum commune H4-8, 480 nucleotides long. RefSeq lists its product as uncharacterized. The record is from RefSeq and is a predicted model, not a curated record. The transcript has 7 exons. The coding region runs from base 1 to 480 and encodes 159 amino acids. NCBI's taxonomy places the organism in Eukaryota, Fungi, Basidiomycota, Agaricomycetes, Agaricales, Schizophyllaceae.
AUGUGCCGCAACGUCGCGGUGCCUAUGAUGGAGCGGCUGGUGAAGCCAUGGCGGUUCUGCCGCGGGCUUUGUCGCCGAACAGUUCGGCCCAAUGUCCCUUUCGUGCUCUGCAUCAGCUCUUGCAAGGAUCACGAGUCAGCCAUAGACACGAGGAAAGUCUCCAUGACCAAGAUGCUGGUCGAAGUUCUAGAGGCCUCCGAGAGCCCCUCGUUGGCGGAGCUGCUCACUAGCGUCCGCAGAGCCAAGCUUGCCUCCGCGUACGAGGCCCAGUGCACGAAGCAUUGGAAGAGGAAGGCACAGAAAGCGGGCAUCGGCGGUCUCCUGCUUCUGAUCCCGCUCGCCUGGUUCAAGCUAGCGCCCGACAAUUUUUGGACCUUUCUACUACACGGCGAGGAGGUCCCGCGCUACCCUAAGCUUGCUUCUGUUCAGAUGACAUCGAACCUCCCACGGCCAACUGCCGUCGAGAAAUUCAAGCUCUAA